CGCGUGAACCGCCCCCCUCCCCUUCAUGUAACAUGAUUAACUGAUUUUCGAGAUCCUUCUAUCUUCUUCCUCUAUAGAUAGACGCCACAGGAUUCGCGAAAUCACGUACCGGGCCGCCAUCAUUUGAUCUUCUGGAUCCGAUUCGAGGAGCUUGGAAAGAAAAAGAGAAGAAAUCCCAGUCGUCCUUUAGAUGUUUUGGGAUGCAAUGGAGUCAAGUCUUGGGCGCGGCCCCUUCACGUGAACGGGCCCCUUCAGCACCCUCUCAGUCGCUCUCGCUUUGCCUUUUUCUAGGAAAGGACUGCUCGUUUUCCCGGAAAACCGAGCGGCGCUGAGACCCUUUUGGGGAACAGUCCGACUGGAGGGCGAUGGAGAGGCGGGUGGAGGGAGGAGUGAGGGAGCGCUCCGUCUCUAGCUCGCCGAGCUCAUCGUGUGGUGGCGUGGACGGUAAUGGAGGCGGCGGCGACAGCAUCGUCGAGGACUUGAUAGGAGCGAUCGAGAAGGCCGGGUCCUAUGGCGGGUACAGGAAGACGCAGAAGAAGGAGUGUGUGAAUCUGGCGAGGAGGUUGAAGCUGCUCGUGCCGCUUCUGGAAGAGAUUGGAGAGGCCCGCCGCGCCGCGGAUGUCCCCGGCGAUGCUUUGGACGCUACUCUGGCUCAUCUCAGGCAAGCUGUGGUUGCGGCUAACAAGUUGUUGAAGCAAUGCCACUGCGGAAGCAAGAUUUAUCUGGCGCUGGAGAACGAGGCGGUCAUGAGUAGAUUCCAUGCUGCUUACGAUCAGUUAAAUGAGGCCUUGGAUGAAAUGCCUUAUGAUGAGCUCGGUGUCUCAGUUGAAGUCCAGGAACAAGUUGAGCUUAUGCGGAUGCAACUCAAGAGGGCUCAGAAGAGGAGGGACACCCAGGACAUGGAGCUGGCCAUGGAUCUGAUGGUGGUGCUAUCGGAGAAGGACGACCGGAAUGUGGACAAUGCCAUCCUACAACGCCUCGCUAACAGAUUGGAGCUACGGACCUUCAGCGAUCUGAAAUCAGAAACGGCUGCUCUCAGGAAGCUUGUGAAGCGGUUUGGAAAAGACGCGCACAACGUCCGGCAAAUGACGGGCUUGUUUGGUAAGUUCAAACGGAUUGCGGGGUUCGACGAGCCGAACGCGCCGGAUUGUUCUUUUCCCUUGAGGACUCUGGAAAAGUCGCCGUCCUUCUCCGUUCCACAUGAGUUUUUAUGCCCGAUCGCGCUAGAGAUAAUGACGGAUCCUGUUAUUGUCGCCACCGGACAGACCUAUGAAAGAGAGAGCAUACAGAAGUGGCUGGAUUCGAAUCAUCGGACGUGCCCGAAGACCGGACAAAUCUUGGAUCACUUGUUGGUGGUGCCGAAUUACGCUCUCCGCAACUUUAUUCUCCACUGGUGCGAGAAGAACGGCUUCGAGCUCCCCAGAAAGGCUAUCUCCGUUGGUUUCGGCGGCUCUUCAAUUGAACUCACGAAGCAAAUAUCAUGCCUUGUACAGGAUCUGUCAUCUUCUCAGCCAAAUGAGCAAAGGGAUGCGAUCCUGAAGCUCCGGGCUCUCUCCAAGGAAAAUCCUGAUAACAGGAUCCUGAUAGCCAACCUCGGAGGAAUCACGCCGCUGGUUCAGCUCUUGUCGUUUCCAGACUCUAAAAUCCAAGAACACACCGUGACUGCACUCCUGAACUUGUCCCUCAACGAGGCGAACAAGAGAGUGAUUGCCCGAGAAGGCGCUAUUCCUGCUAUAAUUGAUGUACUGCAGAACGGAACGGAUGAGGCAAGGGAAAAUUCUGCGGCGGCCUUGUUUAGCAUAUCGAUGCUCGAUGAGAACAAGGUGCUUGUGGGAUCCGCGAAUGGGAUUCCCCCUUUAGUGGAUCUUCUGAAAAAUGGAACAGUUCGAGGCAAGAAGGACGCGGCUACCGCACUUUUCAACUUGUCCUUGCACAAAGCAAACAAGUCCAGGGCCAUCAAGGCGGGCGUCAUACUGCCAUUGCUCGAUUUGCUUGAGGACAAGGAUUUGGGAAUGGUCGAUGAGGCGCUCUCGAUCUUGUUGCUUCUCGCAUCGCACCCCGAGGGGCGAAGCGAGAUGGGGCGGCUGUCUUUCAUCAAGACACUAGUGGAGAUCAUCAAGAACGGGACACCCAAGAACAAGGAGUGCGCAACAUCGGUGCUGCUGGAGCUGGGGCUGCAGAACUCGUCUUUCGUGUUGGCCUCACUUCAGUACGGAGUAUACGAACAUCUGGUGGAGAUCACCAGAAAUGGGACUAAUAGAGCCCAGAGAAAAGCCAAUUCUCUGCUGCAGCACAUGAGCAAGUGCAAGCACAUUCCCUGAGACGGCUCGAAAUGUGCGGCUUUUCUUUCGACCCCUGAUCACACUUUCCGAGCUUUCGACAGCGACUCCACGUCUGUGUGGUCCUUUGGACAAGAGGCGAGUACCCGAAUGGUGAGUCCUGUUCUUGUUCUUGUAAGAACAUGGCAAUGAAGUUUCGGUUUGAGUUGAAUUAGCAGCGAGAGAACGUCUUCUAUCAGCCGAGACUGUGAGCUUGAUGGAUCUGCAAGGCGUGCAAGAGUUCUGGUCAGCCGCCUCCGAUAGUUGCAUAUGGUGUUUGCUCAAAGGGCAGCCAGAUGCAGUCUUUCCAAGAUAAUCUCACUAAACAGUCUGUUGCUUCAACUGCUGUAACAGACAACUUUAGAAGCGAUUCUUGAGAAGUUCUUACGGCAUAGUUUCAUUGAGU
Molecule: messenger RNA, 2724 nt
Organism: Rhodamnia argentea
Lineage: Eukaryota; Viridiplantae; Streptophyta; Magnoliopsida; Myrtales; Myrtaceae
Product: U-box domain-containing protein 15-like
Exons: 4
Coding region: 366-2321 (651 amino acids)
Biological process (GO): cell surface receptor signaling pathway; protein ubiquitination
Cellular component (GO): nucleus; cytoplasm
Molecular function (GO): ubiquitin-protein transferase activity; protein binding
Source: RefSeq, a predicted model, not a curated record